Ailuropoda melanoleuca (giant panda) is the source of this 759-nucleotide messenger RNA. Its product is annotated as putative Kunitz-type serine protease inhibitor. The transcript is spliced from 2 exons. Lineage: Eukaryota; Metazoa; Chordata; Mammalia; Carnivora; Ursidae. Gene Ontology annotation, molecular function: serine-type endopeptidase inhibitor activity. The record is from RefSeq and is a predicted model, not a curated record.
AUGGGGCUCGGGAAGAGUCUGGCGCUGUUGGUCACGUUGGCGGCUGCGCUGGCGGCUGCGGAAUCGCUGUCAGAUCAUUGCAACUCUCCUAAGACAGUGGGUCCAUGCCGGGCUGCCUUCCACCGGUGGUGGUACAAUGCCACCAGUCAGAUGUGCCAGGAAUUCAUUUUUGGGGGCUGUAGAGGCAACCUCAACAACUUCUUUUCAGAACAGGACUGCCUCCAGACAUGUGUUCCGGUGACAGCAACAGAAUCUGAUCUGCCGGAAGAACCAGGAGCUGACUGUGGGAGCCCUCUGGAGCACCAUGGAUGACAAGGAGUACCUGAUGAGCAACNUGGCUUUGGAGAGUCCUGUGCUGGGCCCCGAGUGGUGGGUCCCUGCCGUGCCUCCUUCCCACGCUGGUACUUCGACAUAAGCACAGGCGUGUGCAAGAGAUUCAUCUAUGGUGGCUGCCAUGGCAACAAGAAUAACUACCUCUCGGAGGAGCACUGCAGGAGCCAGUGCACAGGCCACCGAGAGAGAACGGAAGAGGCCGAAGGCCCAGACACACACUCUCGCCUCCCCUCCGAGCCCCUUGGCUUUUCCAGCAGAGCUGUGGUGCUUGCCGCCCUCCUGGCCAUUGUGGCUGCCCUACUGCUGGGCUCCAUGGUUGCCUUCUUUCUCAAGAUCUGCCGGAAGAACCAGGAGCUGACUGUGGGAGCCCUCUGGAGCACCAUGGAUGACAAGGAGUACCUGAUGAGCAACAGCUACUCUCUCUGA